GCUGGGAGCGACGUUUGCAAAGCAAGAUGGCGGCCUCCUGAGCAGUCAACACUUCUCGCAGAUUUUUAUGUUUAUUUAGUGGAGCUUACAGAAAGAACAUAAAGAUGCCUGCAGUGCUUAACCUCAGCAAUGAGGUGGUCAAGAUGAGGGCGGAGGUUAAAAGAGUAAAGGUGUUCCUCAUCAGAAAACUCAGCCGUCAAAUCUCAGCCCUGCAGAAGAAGAAAGGGAAUGAGGCGAGCUUGGAGAAGAAUGGCAGGCGAGCGGCCAGACUUCGAGAGGAGAUCCGCGAACUUAAAGCUGUUGCGCCAGACAGUGUAACCAAGGCUGCCCUACAGAAAGACAUUAGCUUUGAGAAGGUGUGCCGUGACAAAGAGGCAAGCCUAACUGACCGUGCCACUGCCCGCAUCGCCACACAUCCCGAGUUCAGCAAGAAGAUUCAGAGCUUAAAAGCAGCCAUCAAAGCUUUCAAAGAGGAGAGAAUGAAUGCAAGAAAAGCAGAAAAACAAGCAAAAGGCAGUGCAGAAAGUGACACAUCACAGGACACCGAUGAAGAUGAUGAUGAGGAGGAUGAUAAUGGUUCAGAGAAAUCAAACAAUGGAGAUGAUGAAGAUGGACUAAAAGAGGAUGAGGGUGACAAAAAGACAGAUGAUUUGAUUGAUAACUCCUCACAGGAGGCAUUAAAUAAACAGACCAACCAGUGUCCAGAGGAAGAAAGAUUGGCUGAAGAGGGCUCAUCUGAAGCAGUGAGCAUCCCAAAAGAAGUGAUCAGCAUGAGGAAGGAGGUGAAGAGGACGAGGGUGGCGAUCAUCAGUAAACUGGCUGAAGAAGUUGCUUUUCUAAAGAAGAAGAAAGGUGAGGAAUCAGAGGUGAAGGAAAGCCAGGAGAGAGCAGCAGGACUCCUGAAAGAAAUCCAGGCUUUAAGGAGCCUUAAACCAGAUCAGGUGACUAUGAAAGCACUUCAGGAGAACAUUGAGCUUGAGAAGAUUUUGCUGGACAACCAGUCAAGCCCAACUGACAGAGCCAUCGCACAUAUUGCCACACAUUCUCGCUUCAUCAACAAGCUUCAGAAGAUCAAAGAAGAAAAGAUUAAGGUUGCUGAAGCUGAGAAGAAAAAGACUGACAAACUGGACAUGGUGCAGUCUAAGAACGAAGAGGAAGAUAAGGAACUGGAGGAGGAGGAGGAGGAUGAUGAUGAUGAUGAUGAUGAUGAUGAUGAUGACAGUGAUGAAAGUGAAGAGGAUUGUGAUAAAGUAGGCGAAAAGUCAAAUAGUGUUUUCAAUCACAUUGAUAAAUCAGGUGUUGUGGAUCCAGAUAAGAGUGCAGAACCUGAUACUUUUGAAAUGCCUCAAUCCAAAACUGAUGUUAUGGCUCCAAAUGACCAAAACUCCCCUUCAACUGCUUCAAAAGUUAAAAUAUCUGAAAAAUACUCAACGGCUCCGCAUGUCCAAAGGUCUCCUAAAAAGUCUUCAGCUACUUCAAAUGUUCAAAAAUCUCCUGAAAAGUCCUCAACUACUAGCAAUGUCCAAAGUUCUCCUAAAAAGUCCUCUACUGCUCUAAAUGUUCAAAUAUCUCCUAAAAAGUCCACAACUACUAGCAAUAUUCAAAGUUCUUUUAAGAAAUCAUUGACUGUAAGCAGUACAGAAUCUAAGAACUUUGGUAAAGCAGACAACGAAAAGAAGACCACUUUGAAACCUCAAAAGAAACAAGAUGUUCCUCUGACCGAGAGACCAGAGGCAGAAAAGGAUGAUGAAGAGAGCGAUUUAUCAGAUGAGGAGGAAGAGAAGGAGUAUUUUGAUGACAGCACAGAAGAACGUUUCCAUAAACAGUCAUCUCAGUCUGAAGACAGUGAUGAUGAUGACUUUUUCAUGGGCAAAGUGAGCAAAUUCAAGAAGCGGAAAAGUAACCAAUCUAAAGUUGUAGAGAAAAAGAGGGAGCCUCUAAAUCCUGACAAAGAGGCCACCAGCAAACCUCGACAUGACAACCUGGGCAAGUUAGAGUCUGUAUUCUGCUCAACGUUGUCCAAAUCCAACGUCUCUUCUCAGAAAGCAAAAGUAUGGGUCUCGGAAUGAUGGCCAGAGACCCCCUCGAUUCCAAAACCAGAGGAAAGGUCCUGAGGGUCGGAUGAAAGCUUCCAAUAUAAAGGCCAAGACCCUGGUUCUGACAAGAGGACUAGUUCUUCACAUCUGAAAGACAGUCUUUUAAAGCUGCUGGUACAAAGGCAAGCAGGACCUUCAGGGACAGGAAGGGGGUAAGCCAAGUUU
Molecule: messenger RNA, 2261 nt
Organism: Danio aesculapii
Lineage: Eukaryota; Metazoa; Chordata; Actinopteri; Cypriniformes; Danionidae
Gene: srfbp1
Product: serum response factor binding protein 1
Exons: 3
Coding region: 105-2069 (654 amino acids)
Biological process (GO): maturation of SSU-rRNA
Cellular component (GO): nucleus; 90S preribosome
Source: RefSeq, a predicted model, not a curated record